Gavia stellata (red-throated loon) is the source of this 4008-nucleotide messenger RNA. RefSeq names its product aldehyde oxidase 3. Gene Ontology annotation, molecular function: NAD binding; FAD binding; iron ion binding. The transcript has 35 exons. Bases 1 to 4008 code for a protein of 1335 amino acids. The record is from RefSeq and is a predicted model, not a curated record. Lineage: Eukaryota; Metazoa; Chordata; Aves; Gaviiformes; Gaviidae.
AUGGCUUGCUCCCAACAAUCAGAUGAGCUUGUCUUUUACGUGAAUGGCAGGAAGGUAAUAGAGAGGCAGGCAGAUCCUGAAGAAUUGCUGCUGUAUUAUCUAAGAAAGAAGCUCCGUCUCUCAGGUACAAAAUAUGGCUGUGGAGUAGGAGGCUGUGGUGCCUGCACUGUGAUGAUAUCCACAUAUGAUCCAGUUUCCAAGCAGAUACAACAUCAUCCUGCCAACUCCUGCCUUCUCCCCAUAUGCUCACUGCACGGUGCUGCCGUCACUACUGUGGAAGGGGUUGGAAGCAUAAAAACCAGGAUUCAUCCAAUUCAGGAAAGGCUGGCCAAAUGCAAUGGCUCCCAGUGUGGCUUCUGCACCCCUGGAAUGGUGAUGUCCAUAUAUGCUUUACUGAGAAACCAUGCGGAACCUUCCAUGGAGCAGAUAAUUUCUGCUCUGGAUGGUAAUUUGUGCCGUUGCACAGGCUACAGGCCAAUUAUAGACAGCUACACAUCUUUUGCUAGGGAGCCAACAUGUUGCCGACUCAGAGAAACCAGACAAUGUUGCUUGGGUCAGGAAGAAUGUGUGUGUUCAUCUUCUACAGAACGUCAGAUUCAUUCAGGUCUUUGCAAUCCAGAAGAAUUCCCCCCUGUGGAUCCAACACAGGAAUUCAUAUUUCCUCCUGAACUAAUGAGAAUGGCUCAAGAGCAGCAAAGAACAACUCUGAUUUUCCAUGGCAAGAGAACAACAUGGAUUUCUCCUGCUAGCCUGAAGGAGCUUCUGGAGCUAAAAGCCAAGUAUCCAAAGGCACCCCUGGUUGUGGGGAACACCAGUGUGGGACUCAAAAAAAAUCACCAUGCUGUCUAUCAUCCAAUCAUUCUCCAUCCUGUUAGGAUUACAGAAAUGCAUGUUGUGAGUAGCACAAAUGAUGGGCUAGUAAUAGGAGCUGCCUGCUGCUUGGCCCAGCUCAGAGACAUCUUGACGGAGGCAGUCCCAAAACUUCCAGAGGAGAGAACAAAGAUCUACCAAGCUCUCUUGCAGCACCUGAGAACUCUAGCUGGAGAACAAAUCAGGAGCAUGGCAUCUUUAGGAGGACACAUUGUAAGCAGGGGAUCGACCUGGGACUUGAACCCAAUCUUAUCAGUUGGCAAAUCUGUCCUCAACUUGGCAUCAAAAGAUGGUAAACGGCAGAUUCUUUUAAAUGAUCAGUUUCUUGCUGGCUGUGAGCAUGCAGACAUCAAGCCCGAAGAGGUCAUUGUUUCUGUUCUCAUCCCAUAUUCUGUGAAGGAUGACUUUAUUUCAGCCUUCAGACAGGCUGUAAGUCAGAAAAAUGCUUUGUCCAUAGUGAAUUCUGGAAUGCGAGUACUCUUCAGUCCAGGCACAGACACCAUUGUAGAUCUGAGUAUUUUAUAUGGAGGCAUUGGCUCAACCACACUCAGUGCAAGAAAGUCCUGUGAGAAGCUCAUAGGAAGGCAAUGGAAUGAUCAGAUGCUGAAUGAAGCUUGCAGACUGGUGCUAGAGGAAAUUUUUCUCCCUUCAUCAGCUCUGGGUGGAAAAGUAGAAUACAGAAGAACUCUGCUUGUCAGCUUCCUUUUCAGAUUUUACCUGGAAGUGUUACAUGGUUUACAUCAGAUGUAUCCCUUCAGGUAUGCUGAACUCUCACAAGAGGAGAUAAGUGCUUUGGGAAUGCUACAAAGUGGUGUUCCCCACGGUGUCCAAAUCUAUCAGGAUGUUGACCCAGGACAGUCUCCACAAGAUCCUGUGGGCCGUCCCAUCAUGCACCAGUCUGGUAUUAAGCAUGCCACUGGUGAAGCAGUUUACAUCGAUGACAUUCGUCCAGUGGAUGGAGAACUUUCACUGGCUGUGGUCACCAGUAUUAAAGCCCAUGCAAAGAUUAUAUCAAUUGAUGCAUCAGAAGCCCUUCAGGUGCCAGGAGUGGUUGAUGUAGUGACAGCAAGAGACGUUCCAGGGAAAAAUGGCAAGGAUGAGCAAGCAUAUGCAGAAGAUAAGGUGAUUUGUGUUGGUCAGAUAAUCUGUGCUGUGGUUGCGGAGACACCGACUCAGGCGAAGUGUGGGGCUGAAAAGGUGAAGAUAGUGUAUGAAGAUCUGGAGCCGAUUCUGACCAUUAAGGGCGCAAUAGAACAUAAUUCAUACAUUACUGAAGAAAGGAAAAUAGAAAAAGGAGAUAUUGAGAAUGGAUUCAAGUCUGCUGAUGAAAUCAUAGAAGGUGAAUUGCACAUGGGAGGACAGGAACAUUUUUACCUGGAAACAAACAGUGUGCUUGUUAUUCCAAGAGUGGAGGAUAAAGAAAUGGACGUAUAUGUGUCAACUCAGCAUGCAACAGGAGUACAGGAGUUAGUGGCUUCAGCUUUAAACCUCCAGUCCAAUAAAAUUAUGUGCCAUGUGAAACGUGUUGGUGGAGCGUUCGGUGGGAAGAUUACUAAACCUUCACUCUUUGCUGUAAUUGCAGCAGUGGCAGCCAACAAGACCGGGCGUCCAGUUCGUUUUACCCUUGAAAGAAAGAUGGAUAUGUUAAUCACUGGUGGACGGCAUCCUUUUUUUGGAAAAUAUAAAGUUGGAUUCAUGAAUGAUGGUAGAAUCAUAGCCGCAGAUCUUCAGUGCUAUAUAAAUGGUGGCUGUACAAAAGAUGAAUCUGAGUUGGUGAUUGAGUAUAUUGUGUUGAAAGUGGACAACGCAUAUAGUAUCCCCAAUCUCCGAGUCAGGGGCCAUGCCUGCAAGACUAAUUUGCCUUCUAAUACUGCCUUCCGAGGAUUUGGGUUUCCCCAAGCAGGUCUGUUUGUGGAGACCUGUAUUGUGGCUGUGGCGACUCAGACUGGCCUACCACAUGAGAAGGUUAGGGAAAUAAACAUGUACAAAGGAAUUAACCUAACGUCUUUCAAAGAAGAGUUUGAUGCAGAGAAUCUUUGGAAAUGUUGGGAAGAAUGCUUGGAUAAGUCUGACUACUACAGCCGAAAAGCAACGGUGGAAGAAUUUAACAUGAAAAAUUAUUGGAAAAAGAAAGGGAUUGCUAUCAUUCCCAUGAAGUUUUCUGUUGGAUUUAAUGCAACUUACUUUCAUCAGGCUGGAGCUCUCGUCCAUAUCUAUAUAGAUGGGUCUGUGCUAGUCACUCAUGGUGGAAUUGAACUGGGACAAGGAAUUCACACUAAGAUAUUACAGGUUGCCAGUCGUGAACUGAAGAUACCAUUGUCAUAUAUACACUUCUGUGAAACAAGCACAACAACUAUACCUAAUGGCAAAUACACAGCAGGAUCAGUUGGGACGGAAAUCAAUGCAAGAGCAGUCCAGGAUGCUUGUCAAAUCCUUUGGAAGCGUCUGGACCCUAUACGAAGAGACAAUCCUAACGGCAAAUGGGAAGACUGGAUCAGUGAAGCUCACAAGCAAAGCAUCAGUCUUUCAGCUACUGGCUAUUUCAAAGGUUAUGUUACAAACAUGAACUGGGACACACAGAAAGGCCAUGCGUUCCCAUAUUUUCUCUUUGGAGUUGCAUGUUCUGAAGUAGAAAUUGACUGUUUAACAGGAGCCCACAAGAACAUCAGAACAGACAUUGUCAUGGAUGCCUGUUUCAGCAUAAAUCCAGCUAUAGAUAUAGGACAGAUUGAAGGGGCCUUCAUUCAAGGGGUUGGUCUUUAUACAUUAGAAGAAAUCUACUUUUCCCCAGAAGGAGAGCAGCUCACUCUUGGCCCAGAUACAUAUAAGAUCCCUGCCAUCUGUGACAUUCCUGAGCAGUUCCAUGUCUAUUUACUGCCAGAUUCACACAACUCAAUUGCUAUCUAUUCUUCCAAGGGCAUGGGCGAGGCUGGAUUCUUCUUGGGCAGCUCAGUGUUCUUUGCAAUACGAGAUGCAGUGGCUGCUGCACGGAAAGAAAGAGGACUGCCCCUGGACUUCACACUGAACAGCCCCUUGACUGUUGAGCGGAUUCGCAUGGCCUGUGAUGAUAUCUUUACUGAGAUGAUUCCAAAAGAUAAAUCUGGAACAUAUAAGCCAUGGGCCAUCAAUAUAGAUUAA